Molecule: messenger RNA, 1245 nt
Organism: Scheffersomyces amazonensis
Lineage: Eukaryota; Fungi; Ascomycota; Pichiomycetes; Serinales; Debaryomycetaceae
Exons: 1
Coding region: 1-1245 (414 amino acids)
Biological process (GO): enzyme-directed rRNA pseudouridine synthesis
Molecular function (GO): pseudouridine synthase activity; RNA binding
Source: RefSeq, a predicted model, not a curated record
AUGUAUAGAUUUGAGAGGGGAUUAAGAAAGGUACCUCCAUACUACCUUAAAUUCAAAACGCAUCCCAAACCGCGAUGGAUAGGCCGAACUGUUAUUGAUAUUUUCACAAAUGAAUUUGGUGAAAGUAGAGAAGCUCUAGAGCAAGAUAUAAAGAAUGGAUUGAUGUAUAUAGAAUCUAAUGUGGGACGUAAAGGUGGUUCAAAGGUAAUCAAAGGGUUAGAAAAUGUUCUAAUUAAACAAAUUGAUGGCUUUGAUGUGAUUUAUAAUUCCAAACAUAUGCAUGAGCCAACUGUUCCUGAUUCACAAAUUAAAAUUAUAUAUGAAAGUGAAGAUUUACUAGUUGUUGAUAAACCAGCAGGAAUACCUACACAUCCUACUGGGAAUUAUUAUUAUAAUUCAAUUACAGAGAUAUUAAAGAAAGAAAAUGGAUAUGUUAAUUUAUGGCCUUUCCAUAGAUUAGAUAAGGUAACAUCUGGAAUAUUGAUUUUUGGAAAAACUAAGGAAGCAUCUCAGAAAUAUCAUAAUGUGUUUCAGAAUAAUCGAAAUAAAAUAACUAAACAAUAUAUUGCAAGAGUAAAUGGGAGAUUUCCACAUGAGGAAACCAUGAUUAAUUGUCCUAUAUUUAUGGUUAAUUCCACUGGUGGAUAUAUAAAGCCAUUAAAUGCAGAAGAAUUACCUAUAAAUUCUACAACUGUUUUUAAAUUAUUGAAGUAUAAUAAAGAGUUAAAUCAAAGUAUUGUAUUAUGUGAACCUUUAACAGGAAGAAUGCAUCAGAUACGAAUUCAUCUUCGAAAUAUGGGUUAUCCAAUUGUAAAUGAUUUCCUUUAUAACCCACUGAAUUCGAAGUUAUACAAUCAAGAAAUAAAUAUUAUCAAUAAUGAAAUUGAGAUUGAACUAUAUACAAGACUAUUUGAAAAAUAUCCUCAAUUUGGUCAGUUUCAAAGCGUCGAUAAAUCCGUGAUAUCAAACAAUGAAUGUAUCGAUUUAUAUCAAAUUACAAAAUUUAAAUCUGAUCCUGAAAUGGCGGCCAAGAUCGAGAGAUUAAAAUUAUUAAGACAAAAAAGUCUUAAGGAUCUAAAGGAUAAGUAUAAUACAACUUGUGAAAUUUGUAACAGAAAGGUAUUUGACACCGACAAAGACAUGACUGACCUGGAAAUUUGGUUACAUUCAUUUAAAUAUGAAUAUAAGGCAGAUAUAAAUGGGUUUCUUUUUAGAAUGUCGCCGGCUUUCUGGGUUUCAGUUUAA